Messenger RNA from Amaranthus tricolor (Joseph's coat), 1165 nucleotides. Its product is annotated as protein Dr1 homolog. The transcript is spliced from 6 exons. The record is from RefSeq and is a predicted model, not a curated record. Bases 314 to 787 code for a protein of 157 amino acids. Gene Ontology annotation, molecular function: protein heterodimerization activity. Lineage: Eukaryota; Viridiplantae; Streptophyta; Magnoliopsida; Caryophyllales; Amaranthaceae.
AUCAAAAAAGAAAAACCCAAAUAUUUAUGAGUUAGGGUUUGGAAUGAAAUGAAAUCACUUUGUUUUCUUCGAUCUCCAUUCCCUUCUCACGCUUCCCUUCCCUUCUCACGCCUCCGCUCCUCCUCUCCUGCCGCCUAGUAGCCGCCACCAGCACCUCCUCCGUUCCUCCUCCAACUGGCGACAGAAACCAACUGCAGUAAGGUUGCCCUCUCCGCCCCUUCUUUCGCGCGACGCGUAGCCGCCAGGGGCUGUUUUGAUUCGCCCCACACAAUCACCAUACACACAACCCGUUAUCCUCUAUAUUUUUUGUUGUAUGAUGGACCCAAUGGACAUUGUUGGCAAGGCAAAAGAAGAUGCCUCACUUCCGAAAGCGACAAUGACUAAGAUUAUUAAGGAGAUGUUGCCCCCAGAUGUUCGCGUGGCAAGAGAUACCCAAGAUUUAUUGAUUGAAUGUUGUGUUGAGUUUAUAAAUCUUGUUUCAUCAGAAUCAAAUGAAGUUUGCAACAGAGAGGAAAAACGAACUAUUGCACCUGAGCAUGUAAUUAAGGCUUUGGAGGUUCUUGGUUUUGGGGAGUACAAUGAAGAAGUAUAUGCUGCAUAUGAACAACAUAAGAUGGAGACACAGCAAGACGGAGUUCGAGGUGGUGGAAAGUGGGGAAAUGCUGCCGAGAUGACCGAGGAAGAAGCUGCUGCUGAGCAGCAAAGGAUGUUUGCAGAGGCUCGUGCAAGAAUGAAUGGGAACGUACCGCUUUCCAAACCUGAUAGUGACACAAAUCCACAGAUAUAACUUUGUUAGAUUCCUAUGUUUGUUUUACUCGGAUCAUAGGCAAAAAAAAGCACCCAUUAACAUGUUUUGUGGAUCUGGCCUCAUGUAUUUUUCUUGUACAAAGCUUUGAGGCAACAGCUCUGGCCUGUCUUUAUAAAAUUUGUAUCUCACCAAUUAUCCUUCCUGUUCAUAAAUGAAUGAAAUUAGUGAGAGCAUUUAAUCUUGUUGGUGGUCAGAUUCUCUUAGAGGGUACAUAUUGUGAUUAAUGGAGGAUUAUAUCAGUAUUUAGUAUUCAGUCAUUACAAGUAUUAAUUAAUGUGUGUAGUUAAGCCACAAUUUGUUGAGUUGUUUUUUCAAUCUUGUUCUAUGCUAUACUGCCUAUGAUUGCAAUUUCUGGAA